Messenger RNA from Drosophila willistoni, 3956 nucleotides. It is a transcript of the gene Dhap-at, whose product is annotated as dihydroxyacetone phosphate acyltransferase. NCBI's taxonomy places the organism in Eukaryota, Metazoa, Arthropoda, Insecta, Diptera, Drosophilidae. Gene Ontology annotation, molecular function: glycerone-phosphate O-acyltransferase activity. Gene Ontology annotation, cellular component: mitochondrial membrane; peroxisome; peroxisomal membrane. The record is from RefSeq and is a predicted model, not a curated record. Gene Ontology annotation, biological process: ether lipid biosynthetic process. The transcript has 4 exons. The coding region runs from base 514 to 2664 and encodes 716 amino acids.
UUUAACAGUGUCGCUAACUUGACGGACAUGUUUUUGCAAUCGAAAUAAAACAAUUUGAUUUUGAAUGAAUAAAAAAAGUGAAAAGUGCUUACAAAGUUUAAUAAUAAUUAUAGAAGCAAUUGCUGGCACAAAUUAAACAAGAAAUGCCCAUUCUAAUGCUCCCACCAAAAAGGGUGUAUUGAUUUUACCAUAAAAACCAUUCGCGAUAGAAAUCCCAUUUGGGAUAGAAAAAAAAAACGUUGAAAUAGUCGCAACCGGUCGGAUCGGAUUACUAUAUAAUUCACACAGCUGCCAAAAGUACACAAAACAAGUCGUUGCGUCGAGACGACUGGCUGGAUUAUUGAUUGUUCGCCAACCGCCGACAACAAACAAAGUGAAACGCAGCUUCGCAGUUAAGCGCGGCUCAUCCCGAAAGCGCAUACAAAAAUUUUUGAAUUAAUUUAAGUUUCAUCUUGCAGAUCGAAUGCAAUUAAACGAUUGAGCUAAAACUAUUACGGAAUAAUAAUUUUCAGUAUGAAGUCAUCUAGAGUUAAUGAAUCACCACCCGCCUCCAAUUUAAAGACAUCCACGACGGCCGGAGAAUAUAUGCUGAAUUUCGAGAAUGUCAUAGAAACUGGCAAAGAAGCCUCCAUGACCAGGGAAUAUAAUCCGCAAGUGGCCUACGAAUUCGAACGAUAUCUAAAUCCUCAAAAGCUUAAGCAACAUGUGCUCAAAAGUGAGAAACUUCAUGCGAUCUUGGAGCACUAUGCGAGGGAGACAAAACAACCCCUGAAACAAUUGGAACAGCAGGCUAAACAGAUUAUCGAUGAGAUCGGUUUGGAUCGGAAUAUGGCCAUAAUACGUUGGUGUGGCAUUGCCAUAACGGCCAUUGGCAAAAGGAUUUGUGAUGGCUUUUAUGUGAAUUCGGCCAGCAUGGCCAAUGUACGCAAAGAUAUGGGUCGUUGUCCAGUUUUAUAUCUACCCAGUCAUCGUAGCUAUAUGGAUUUUAUACUGAUGUCAUAUAUAUGUUAUUAUUAUGAUAUCGAAAUACCGGGUAUAGCAGCUGGCAUGGAUUUCCACUCAAUGUUUGGCAUGGGAACUAUGCUAAGGAAAACGGGAGCAUUUUUCAUGCGGCGCAGUUUCUCAAAUGAUGAGCUCUAUUGGGAUAUAUUUCGGGAGUAUAUGUACGCUCUGGUUGCCAGCUAUCACAUUGGAGUGGAAUUCUUUAUCGAGGGUACAAGGUCAAGAAAUUUCAAGGCUUUAGUACCAAAAGUUGGCCUCCUUUCGAUGGCCCUGUUGCCCUACUUUACGGGCGAAGUGCCCGAUGUUACUAUAGUGCCGGUUAGUGUGGCCUAUGAAAGGGUUCUGGAAGAGCAACUCUUUGUCUACGAACUGCUGGGUGUGCCCAAACCUAAAGAAUCGACAAAAGGAUUUUUCAAAGCGCUAAAAAUCAUCGAUGAACGUUUUGGUAAAAUGUUUUUGGAUUUUGGUGAACCGAUUUCGGUGCGUGAAUUCUUUGGACAUACUUCCGGGCAACGGAUGCAACGUGCCGGUGUGGGUGGACAUCUGCAGAAACUGAAUCGUCAGGAGAUUGAGCUGGUUAAGCAAUUGGCUAAUGAGGUUAUCUAUCAACAGCAAAGACGCAUUGUGAUCAAUACGUUCAAUUUAUUGAGCCUCUACUAUGCCAGUCAAUUGUAUGCUCAGCGUACGGUGAAUAUUGAUGAACUCUCGCGGGGAUUGCUGCAUCUAAAACGGAUCUUCGAGCAACUGGGCUCUCAUGUCAGCACGAAUGCCAAUAACAUUAAGGCGGAUAUAAUUGAUGCAGUGGAAAUACAUUCGAAUAUAGUUAAUUUUAAUCGGGCACGCCUGCAAUUUACACCCAUGAAAGCCAAGCAAUUGGCCGCCCAAAUCGAUGUGAAGCGUCUAAAGGCUCAUGCUUUGAGUCCACAAACUAUGGCGGUGGCCGUACCCAUGUUAGCCCUUCAAUUAUAUAUUAAUCCCUGCAUGUUUUGGUUGGCCAGACCGGCAUAUCUAUUGCUGGCUGGCCUGAAAGAGCAACAAAGACAAAAGUCAAAUACUCCAGAGUCCCGAAGUGCCACCUUGGCGGCAUUGCAUACGCAUGUAACCUCAAUGGAUACACUCUUCCAGCAUGAGUUUAUCAUUGAGUCCAAUCGUGAGGCAGUUGAAUUUGAAACACAUCUUCAGUUGUUAGUCAAUGAGAAUGUCUUACAACUGGAACCGAAUGGUUCAAUUAGUGUUAAGGAUAACGAAUGUUCCCGUGUCAUAUUGGCGGCCUUGGCUCCAUUUUUGUGCCUGUAUUAUCAAUUGGCUGUUACCUUGCGGCAGCUCCCUCUUGAUGUGGAGUUUAGCAAUAAGGAUUUGCUGGUACGUGUGCAACAGCAUGUGGAGCGAUUGCUGCAACAGCAGGAUGGAGCUGCCUCUCAUGUUCAUCCCUAUUGCUUGGCCCUGGACAAUCUGAAUAUAGCCAUUUAUGCUCUUAUUCAACGUGGCUAUAUACUUAAAUCCCGGGAAACAGGCCAAAUGCUUAUACCCAGUGCCCAGAGUACGGGCAAAUGUUUAAAAGAAUUGGAAUUACAGCUACUGGAAUACUGUCAACUAAUGCCAUUUGCUCAGUACUCGAUAGCGGCCAAUCAGCAGGCCCAGUUUCAUAUAGCAAAAUUAUAACUGAUGGCCACAAAUGGCAAGCGAUUGGGUAUAGAUGACUCAUUCGCCGCCGUCGCCGCCGCCGCCCAAACAAAUAAUUGUCAUCAGCAUAGUCAUAGCUUUAGUCGAAUAAGUUCAUUCAUUGUUGGCUUGCUCAAGAAUUGUCGAAUCGUUUGCAUUCUAUUCGUUUUUGUAAUUGUUGCUCCCAUUUGGCAAUUCCUUUGCUGGUUGAUUUCAUUCAUCAUUUAUACAUCAUCAUCCAUUUAAAAGGAUAAACGACGGUGGGAAAAACUUUUAGGAAUCGGGUUUUAAUAAUCGGGGGAAAUAUUGGGAAACCGAAAGGUUGUGGUUAUCGUUUUGGUGGUUUGCUCAUUAAUUUUUUUAGCGCAUUAUUUGUUUUUUAUUUUUCGGUUCAUUGCCAUAUCUAGAAAUAGUCAUUAACACCCAAUAACAACACAAAAAAUUGCCACCUUCAGUCGAAUUUUAAAUAAAUUAUUGGUAGGUCCCAUCGAAAUAUGACUACUUAUAUAGUACAUAAAUAUAUAUUCUAUAUAGAAAUGUUCUUACAAAAUAAAAAAAGAAAACAAACAGGAAAACUAAGCACAAAACACAGAAACAAUAAGACAUCACACAAAAACCUUAAACAGAAUUUCCUAUUAAUUGUGGAUAUCUACUUUGGUUGAUCUCACGAUCUUGCCUUUAUCAUUCUGAUUGAUCAUUCCCAUAUCUUAAUUUAGACAAAAUAAAUUCAAUUCUAAUGCUAAUUUGUGAUCUAACCGUGCCAAUAUCAAUUGUACUACAGUCAUGCACAAUUUAAAAACAAUUAUAUUCCCAAAAGACCUUCAAUAACUUGGACUAGAAAUAGUAAAGAUGUUGAUUUAGCCAAUUCUUUCAGAUUUUACAGAGAGUGUUUCUUGAAUUUCAUAAUAUCGUAUCGAUAUUUGCAUUGAUUCUUUAGUUUCUUUGAAGACCUUUUGAAAAAAACCUAGUCUGGAAAUUAAUCAAUCCACUGUGGAUAAAAUAAUUCAUUAACACUUUUACUUGGAUCUGAUCGUCAUUCCUAGUUAAAGUUUGCCGCACAAACCGACACAACACACACAAAUGAUAAACUGAGCUACAAAAUGUGCAAUAUAUACACGAUACAUACAAAACCAAAAUACAAUAUAUUUUUGUGUUCUUGUAUAACAUGUUUUUAUAUACAAAACGAAAAACCAAUACAAUAGUGAAUUUUAUAUUUAUAUAGAAACUUAAACACCAAUCCUAACACCUAACAGCAAUAAUAAAAGUAUUUAAUUCAUUUACAAUCAACAAAA